Liolophura sinensis is the source of this 1212-nucleotide messenger RNA. RefSeq names its product carbohydrate sulfotransferase 11-like. Gene Ontology annotation, biological process: carbohydrate biosynthetic process. The transcript is spliced from 4 exons. NCBI's taxonomy places the organism in Eukaryota, Metazoa, Mollusca, Polyplacophora, Chitonida, Chitonidae. Bases 1 to 1212 code for a protein of 403 amino acids. Gene Ontology annotation, cellular component: membrane. The record is from RefSeq and is a predicted model, not a curated record. Gene Ontology annotation, molecular function: sulfotransferase activity.
AUGGUGGGGGUGGGUCAUUUGGGUAAGGUGUGUCAGAUACCUUUACAGAGAGAUUUGCGAUUCAUCGAGGGAAGACAACCUGUACACAAACUCGGCAACGUGUAUCGAGGCAGGCGCGAUCACCUUGUCUCAACCUGUUCUAACCCUAACAUUAGCAGCAUCAAGGGCAGCAAUCAAGAAGUUGUAGUAAGAGAUCAUUUCUUCGUGGACCACAAACACAAAGCGAUCUACUGUGGGAUAGAGAAGGUUGGUUGUACAUUUUGGAAGCGAGUUCUUCAGAUUUCUACGGGAUUAAGAUCCCAGAAGAACCCGUAUGACAUCCCAGGACACAUGGCGCAUAGUCAUCGUCUUCAAACAUUCCGUGGCAUGAGAUUUGACGAGAUUCUGGAUAUCGUGUCUUCUUACACGAAGUUCCUCUUUGUGAGAGAUCCCUAUUCCAGACUGUUUUCGUGUUAUAUCGAUAAGCUGUUCAGUCCAAAUUACGCUUAUUUUGCCUUGAGGGUGAAAAUAUUCAAUAUGGGAGACAAGAGAGUGAGCAACAACGAAAGCAGUUGUGCCCCUUAUAUCUCAUUUAGACAGUUUUUAAAAUUUGUUAUUUACGCUUUGAAAACAGGAGACGGCAGAGAUGGACACUUUGUACCGAUGUAUGACCACUGCAGGCCAUGUCAAGUCAGAUAUGACAUCAUCGGCAAAAUGGAGCACUUUCUCGAAGACGCCGAGUAUGUUAUAAAGGUUACAGGCAUCAGCGAUACAGUAGAAUUCAAUUCUUCCCGUGGUGGGGUAGACGAAGAUACCGUCAUGGACAUCGUCACUAAUUUAAACUCUUCUAGUCAAAAAAUUAAAACUUGUAUGCCGCUUUCGAUGGCCAUAAAAUAUGUAUGGAGAAAGUGUCAGAUAAAUGGAAUAAUAGACAAAAAUAUUGAGAUGCCAGAAAAAUUCGCACACAUCACGAAUUUUGAUGGUGAAGACUUGUCUGAUGCUCUUUUGGCGGCGAACAAAAUGUCAGAUCGCGAGCGUGCUAGACGUAAUAGGCAUGAAGCUCUGCUAGAAGCCUACAGAAGCGUAUCUCAAGAGGAUCUGCAAGGGUUCAAGACGAUUUUCAAACCUGACUUCGACAUUUUUAGGACGACGGCCAACAUUAUGGUUAGAGGAAAUCGGGCAGACUCCGGGGGAAACGCAGGGCCAUCCGCAGGCAGCUGUCAGACCUUCUAA